AUGAAGAAAACUGGUUCAGAGAUACUUGCCCAAAGUAAAAAUGGUCAUAUUGUGAAACGGAACGUGUCGCAUUUCAAGCGAAUAAAUAAACCACGAAAAUUCGCAGGACAAUCAGCCAUCCAACGAUCCAAGAAAAUUCGCAGGACAAUCAGCCAUCCAUCGGUAAUGAAAACAACGAAGUACCAAGAAGAUCAAGCCGAAUUCGAAGAACGCCGAAUCGAUACGGACAUGAAUGUCCAUCAAAUCUAAUAAACUAACAUAACAACGAAAUAGCUAAGUAACUUCAAAUUUAAACACUUUGAUAUUUGACAAUCAAGUUAAAACAAAGGGAAUGGUAUAGUAAUGUACGCCUAUUAAUCAUUAACGCACGUAUUACGAUUAGUUUAUAUUUAGAAUAUGGACAUUAUAUAUUCAGUUGUUUACAUGUAGCCAAGAUAUCAAGAAGUCUAUUAAAUAAGAGAACAUUAUACCUAUCUCUGGUUAUUUUAAAUUUCACUCACUUCAGUUCAUCUAUAUAGCAUUGUCGUUUGUGUCUGGAUUUCUGAGUCUGUUUGGAGUUGGACAAAAGAAGAAGAAAACGGUUGGUGAAAUUGUCCGUGAGGAGAUUCAAGCAGCGUUUGAAAAAUAUCAUGACCAAAAACUUAUCAAAGAUGCCAAAGGUAAUAUUUAGUCCAUGGGCCAAUUGUCGCAAAAACAGUGCUUCGUAGUCAUUUUCCCGAGCAUGGGCAAACCAGGAAGCAUUUCAUUUUGAUGCAACAACAGUGAGACACGUCUGAAAACAAAUCUGUUUGAAAAAAUGUUUCUGCUUCCUAAGACAUUUACUGUAUUUCCAGAAUGCGCAAACUGAAAAACGAUAGUGAUAGUUUUAAAUUAAUAUUAUUUCCGCGACAAUGCAUGUUCGUUAGUUUAAUACUCCAGGUCUUGAAGUAAAUAUUUUAAAUUAAUUCUCUCCGAUCCGAAAGCGACAAAGCUAUAUCGGAUUUCCUUUCGUGCGAAAGCAUAUACAUACAUACAUAUAUUACUCAGCACACUCCCUUAUCAGGGUUUUUCAGUGACUGGUUACAUUAGAGCAGACCGAGGUAGACUGUGAGCUUACAAAUGGCGCUUUAAGCAGCCGCUAUUAGUCCAUACCUCAUUAAUAUAUUAAUGACCUGCCCCCUGACCUAUGUAGUUCAAGCUAAUGUUGACAACACGUCAGCUGUGCAUGUCAUUUUAAUUAAAUUGAACUGCUUGUAUGUGGAAAUGGGGCGGUCAGACAAAAUAGUUACAAUUGAUUGUCCAGACUGGAUACGCAUAGAAAUAUGCUUGCAACGUUUUACAAAAAUAUAGUAAUAACGUUUAAUUUUGGUUAUAUUCGUUCACUCUGAAAAUCGCUUGAGCUGAAGACAAAACGAUACCUAUUUAGCGUAACUUAAAAUAGUUUCAAUAGCUUCUAUUUGUGUUAUAUGCUGCAUGGGGCUUCAGUGCGUACGAGGGGCUUUAUUCAUUUUAUUAACUUUAAAGCCUGUUGAACGAUGGUUUUUAAGGCGCAUUUCAUCCCUUUUAAUUGAAAAAACUAACUAGGAAAUCAAUUAAGCAUAAUUCAAGAUCACCAAACUUAAUGUUUUUAACAUUUUAAAACAUUUAUAUUGUUAAAAACAUCGAGUUUACUGCAUGAUUUUGAAUUAUGCUUAAUUGAUUUUCCUAGUUAGUUUUUUCAAUUAAAAGGGCUCAAAUGUGCCUUAAAAACCAUCGUUCAAAAGGCUGAACUGUGCCUUUAAAAUGUUCGAAAAAGUCAGUUGUUUUUGAAGUCAUCGUUGUAAAAAAGUAGUCAUUGUAACUAUCAGUUCCACCUGAAAGGUUUAAAGUUUGUGCAGGCGCAUAUAAAGGUAAUAAUAAUAUUUAGUAUAAUUACAUAAGUGAUUAUUGAUAAUUCUCCACACUGAUUGGUUGCCCGUAAGGUGAUUAUAACGCGAUAAUCACCUAUUCGUAAGCGAUUUCUAAUUUGAAAUGGCGACCGAAGAGCCGUCUUGUCGAUGAAUGACGAAGAAAUGUGUAUUUUUUAUUUUUUUUCCAAAUAAUCGCCUGUGAAAUUAUACUAAAACAAUUAGUCACCUCAGGUUCGAUAAUCACCUCGCCUUCGGCGAAUAAUUGCUAAAUAAUAAUAUUAAAAUAAGAUUUAUAUAUCGCUAAAUCAACCAAACUCUAAAGCGCUUUACACGCAAGAUUAAAAGUUAUAUAAAUCUAUAGUAAAACCAAAUUUCCUAAUUUGCAAAUAAGAGAGCUUAAAAAGUUAGUCCCUAAUGUUUGUUUGAAAAUUUGUUUUUCAAUUAGUCUAUAAAGCUUACAAAUCGGGUAAGUUAUUCCAUAUAGCUCAGGAGCAGAUCCCCUCAAUAAAGCUUCGCCAACCAUGCACGCGGUGUCUUCUUAAUUUUUGAGACAACCAACAGAUUUUUGCCACGAGUAUAGUUCAGAUAAUUAUAUACUGGAGCAGUUCUUAUAAAUUCCUAUCAGUGGCGGCGCCAGGGGGGGGGGGCAAAUGCCCCCCCAAAUUAUUUUUUGCCCCCCCAUUUUUCCCCCCCUCAAAAAAAAUUAUUAGUCACUAAGAGCGAGUCGUUAUCGGAAAAGAGUCGUUAUCGGAAAAUGUAUGGUUUAUAAGUUGUCAUUACUCAUUAGUGAAUGCGCGUAUACAUGAAACUGUUUUUACAGUUCCAAUAUUAGUUUGUAAAUCUCUGAAUGGUAAAACUUGCCAAUACUCCAAUAAUACGUUUCAAAAAAAGACAAAAAAGCUUUAGUUUUGCAGAGUUAAAUUCUCAAACGUAUAAGGCAAUAAUAAGAUGAAAGUAUCACGAAAUUAUUUGAAUAAACCACAUCGCAUAUAUGGGGGGCGAAUGUCCUAAAGAGGGGCGAUAUUCCUAGGGCAUUCGCCCCACCCCCCUGGGAGGCGAUAUUCCUAGGAUAUUCACCCCCGGGAGCGAUAUUCCUAGGAAUAUCGCCACGUUUUGAGGGGGGGGGGGAAUUUCCUGGGGGGGGCGACCUUUUUAAAAAUUCUAUCUUGCCCCCCCAAAUUUGAGUUUGCCCCUCAAAUGCCCCCCCCAAAUUUGGAAGCCUGGCGCCGCCACUGAUUCCUAUAGUGACAACAAUGCACGCGUGACAUUCAGUAUAUAACGAAAAAGAAAUCGUUGUCGUUCCAAUUCUUUAACAUUUCAAUCGAUAUCAAUAUAUCAUGCAUGUGUUUAAAUCUUUAAAUGAUGCAUCUUAUACUCAUUGUCAUACAGCAACCAUCGGUUUGUUUGAAGUAUCCAAGAGAUAUGUCGAUAGCCUAUCUCGACGUGGGAAGAAACUAACUGCUGAUCAGACUCUUUCUCUGCAAGUUUCCGUACCUCUGUGGCAAGGUGUACCCAUGCUGAAGACAUUGGCUAUUGAAAUACCAGAUCUUGUAAAGGAAAAUAAAGGCGGGAAAUAUGCUAAGAAGGUAAGAAUGGCGUGUUUAUACCUUAUACACUUACAUGCAUUAUAUGGUAGACCACAAUAUGGCAGACCACAUAUAUUUUGCUAUUGUUUAUAAGCGAAUUACAUUUUUGUUUUAGCUUGUUUCAGUGAAAACUGCGUCUUUGCGACCAUAAUGAGUAACUGAAGUAUUUUCUGCAAAGAUGUGACGAUCUGUUUUGUCUCAAAAUUUAAAAAAACAGGUUUUUUAACGUAUAUGAUACAAACACAUUUUAUAAAGGCAUUCGCUCAGGGAAUUUCCACACGAGAACGACACCCUGUAUGAAAAACUGGUGUCAUCAGUUAAAAUAGAAUGAGCAAUCAGUAUAUAUAAAUGUCGAUGGAGUAGCGUCAUCUAUAAAAUGAUCAUAUAGCCUAAUCAUGGUAUUGCUUUAUACUGUAUAACAUUCUUAUUUAUUUCUAAAUUGAAGGUUCUUCGUUAUAUUGAACUUUACUUCAAAUUGGCCGUAUUUAAGGAUAUGAUUUUACAACAAAUGGCUGCACUAAUGCCUGACGAACUCGCCCCUAACCGUAACGCUUUGAUAGACGUACAAGCUGGAUUGCGUGCAUCCCAGAAACAUCUCGUUAAAUUCCUUUAUGAAAGCGACGUUGGCAGCCAAAUAAUACGUUACUUUGACCCUGAUAUUUAUCCGUUUAUCGAUGCAUAUGCCAUGACGACACUUAAGGUCCCCAACUAUGACCGAACUCUUGCUGGUAUAUGGUGCAUAACCCCACACAUUAGAGGUAAACCACUGACUUCGAUGUCUUGGGCGAGAGACCACGCUAGUCUUAAGCUUCAUGGUAAUCCAUACAUCACACUUAAGAAUGAUGGUUGUUUUUGGAAGCUGAUUCCGCAUGGUAAAUAUCUGUAUACAAUACAGAACGUAUAUGGUUGUCCAAAGUAUGACCAUUGUGGGCAAUAUCUGAGUACUGAUGGAACAGGGUCAGAUUAUGCGAAUCGAGCAACAGUUGAACCUUAUCCUGAUUUGUGGGAAAUAUAUGGAUCAUACCAGAAAAGGUUUGUUAAAUCAUUUUCUUGUCAUAGUACUGUAUGUGAUGUAUUGUUUUUAAUAGGGGUCAUUUGGUUGGUUGGAAAGUAGCGCAUUAGCUUGAUGUCGGUGAUUGGAAAUAAGCUCAGAUACCGAACUUCGGCGGCGAAGCGGUUAGCGCGCACUCGCCUCUCACCUCUAAGGCCGCAGGUUCAAGCCUCAGUGAGAACUUUCUCAAUGCGAUUCGAACCCAGUCCUCACGUGAAAAGAGCAAAAGUCAACGCUCUGCCGAAAGCCGUGGGUUUUCUUCUGGUACUCCGGUUUCCUCCCACAGGGAAAGUUGACAGGAUGGGUUAGAUAAAAAGGCUCACAGUAAUUGGCAUAUGCUGUUGUGGUGACCCUGCCCCAGUUGGCUAAGCUAAAUAAAAAUAAAAAUAAAAACUUAAUUUUUCGUUGCAACAUGCAGUUGCUUGAUUUUAACUCUCAUUCGCAGUUUAUUAUUAUAGAAAUCAAAAUUCCAACGUGUUUUGCAAGGCAGUAUGUGUUGCGGAUUUUUAGCCUAUUCACUUGAGGUGUUUCAAUUCUGAAGUGUUUGAAGUGUAUCAUAUUUUCAGGCGCUCAAAUAUAAGUCAGUAUAAAAAGAACGUUUGCUUAAUUAAGGUGGCUCCAUACAAAAAAAUGUUAGUUGAUUUACGACUAUUAGCGGGGGAGCGCGAACUUUUCGGAUUUGAACUCAGCGUGUUCGAAAGUGUUAGUUCCCGUAAAAAUAUUUAAAACAUAUUCGUACUGUUUAACGAAUUGUUGGUGAUACGGUAAAUCAUCUUCGUUUAUCUGUUAGACGCAGAGUAUUCUUAUUCUUUCGUUGUAAUAACGAUCGCGUGGUCAUUAACUAAGCAUGAUAUCAAAAUAUACUGGCCGCGGCUUAAACUUUGAAGGUAAUAUUCCGAAACAUUAGUUCUAUAAAGUUGUCUUGAAGCUAAUCGCCGUCAUAUCCAUUUCCGAUGCGAAGAAAAUAUAUUCGUGACAAGCAUCAUCCGAGUUAGCAAGACUAGCCUAGAGCGGUCCAUAUAAUUGAAGGUUAGAUAUGCAAAAACAGACAGAAAAGAACAUUAUUCUCUCCAUUGCACAUGGAUCAUGCAUUGUGAUAUAUGACGGAUUACAACAUAUGGAAAUCAGGCCCGUUUCAAACGUCGCGCAACUGCCGUGUCGACAAGAUAAUUAGCUAAAAUUCCUCAAAGUCUACAGUAUAUUGUAUUUAAUUGAAAUGGGCCUUAAGGCGGAUUUCCAGUCCUCGCACGAAGCUCCUCGCAGUUCGCUGCGAGUGCUUGCAUCUAAUUAAAAUGAACUGUUUAGCAUUGUGAUUGGAUGAAAGUGCUCAUGCAUCACUCGCAGCGAGCUGCGAGGAGCUUCGUGCGAGGACUGGAAAUCCGCCUUAAGGCUUUAUACCUGCAUGUGCUGAUGAGCUACGUCUCACACCUCAUUACCUCAUUACAUUUCUUUUGUUUUCUUUCUCUCAAAUGUUUAUAUGUUUUUCUCACAAUCAUGAAGCCAAAUAUACUGUAAAGUGUGUCUUUGUCUUAAGGUUAUACGUUCUCAGUCGAGAUCCCACAAUAUGUAAAGGAAAACAAUAUGUCUACCGAAUAUACCAGCACUUAAUAGACUUAAUAGGUUUAGGCGCGCAUUUUUCGAUAACCAAUAGCUUGGCAUUUAUUUGCAAGUGGUGAAACGUGCUUGCAUGGUAUAAAAUGACCAAACCUUAUAAGCCUUGCUGAAUUUAGUAAGAUGAUAUUUUUCACCGCAGUAUGACUUCACGAAGCAAGAAUCCAGUUAUCGAGUACAUUCACAAAACACACAGUAUUUUGUAUACUGUAGGCAUAUUUUAAUCUUCUUUACUCUUACGAAAUUCCGUACGUUUUUCUCGUUCAUAGCGUGUAUAUAUAUAUAUAAAGAAUCGCCAUUACAUUUCUUCAAAUUGAAUUAAAAAACAGAAUCUCCGUAGCUGCCUAAGCAGCGAUAGUCACAUGUACGCGCUGCGUACCUAUUUUUAAAAAGUGUAUGUAGCCGCCACCUUUAACGGAGUUUAUGGAUUUCGCUAUAAUUGUGGCAUUAAAGCCGGUUUUCCACUAGCGAGUUUUUUCGCGCGAAGCGACCUUUUUCCUUUGUCGGCAUCCAUUUUGCCACGUCUUGCUGACGUAAUAAGUGAUGCCGACAAAGGAAAAAGGUCGCUUCGCGAGAAACAAUUCGCUAGUGGAAAACCGGCUUAACACAGUCAUAAGAGAGCCUCUCGCGGCUGUUUCUUAGUCUGAAUUUAAACUUUAUGCUUGAACGUCCGCAUUUAAAGGCGGAUUUAUACUAAUCUCUAAUUGUCUUAUCCCAACAUUCCCUUCGCGUAUUACAAUUCAAAAAAGCACGCGACUCGUUUUCUUUUCGAUUCUUUUAACGACAUGUUAAUAUUAUUUAUUUCGCAAUUCUUCUACGGUAUAUUAAUGAGGGUAUUUUAACUAGUACGCGACUUAGUAAUAGCUUGGGGCAAAUCUUUAAAGGGAAAUGACAAUUUCUUAUUUGAAAGAACUUUUGAGACUAAAAAUAAAACUCUUUUACUUUUUUUAUAUCUUGCUUACUUCUACAAAUAUUUUGAUCGAUAGGAAUGAAAUGUCCGCCAUCUUCAAUUUUUGCAGAUAUGCAUGUCACGUCACAACAGGGGUCACGCAAUAUUUUUAUCUAAACAACCACUAAUCAUUUUGCACUCAAAACUAUACUCUGUCUGCCUUUCGAAAUAUCAAGAUCACUCAAAACCUUUAAAACAUCUACCAAUCAAUAUUUGGUCAGCAACGAAUACUUCAAUAUGGUUACUGUAAUCCCUGUUGUUACGUCACAAAAACUACCGUCCUAUGUCCUUAUUCUGUGCUACCGUUAAUGAGAUCAAAAAUGAAUCCAAGAUGGCGGACAUCUCAUUACUUCAAGUGAAAAUGUUUCAAGAACUAUAAGGAAGAUGUGAAUAGUCGGUAAAAGAAAAAGGUUCUUUCAAGUGAGAAAAUAAAAAUUCAUAUUGCCAUUUCCCUUUAAGUAAAAAUAAAAUAGAAAUAAUCUAUCUUGCUCGUGUAUAGGAUCAGAAGCAAGUGGGGAUGUGCUUCAGGCAGUAGUUGGUGUGACAUGCAACUUGGUCCUCAAUCUGAAGAUGUUUCGAUCUCGUAUGAUAUUUACGAUAUUGGUCCCGAAUAUGUAACAACAUUGGGACUUACCAAAGACAAUGUUGGCUACAUUUGGUCAAUUACCAAGGUAAGAGUUAAUCUGUUUUUCAAAUUCAAAGAUUGAUCUUAGUUGCUGGAAAUACAUUAACGCCAGUCUCUCGCCCGAUACUAAAAGUGUAAUAACAAAUAACAACACUUUUAAACACGAGCGGCUGCAUGAUAUAUGUCGAAUAUAGUUGCGGAACCAGGGUAGCAUGCAGUGAUGCGGUUCCUGCAAUGAAGCAGCUGUGCAGAGAUGGAAAAAUAAAACAUACCACUAAACCUAAAUACAUUACUUGCAUUCUCUCCUGUGCUCGAUCAGAAUUUGAAUGUCUGUGUGCAAGCCGGCAUAACUAUCUCAUGUUUAUUUUCAGUGCAGUUAUACAAAAUGUAUUUGUCUACCUAUCCAGGUGCUUCCCCCCAUCUCAAGAGAUUUGUAUAUGUGAUAAUGUGUUAUUAUAAUGUAUUACUGUCAUUUAAUUAGGAUAAAAUUUGGUCUUCUCUACUCGACAAUCGACAAGGCGAAUUUGAUCAGUAUAUAUACCAUGCAUGGUCUAGACUCAACGUGCUGAUUAAAAAGUCUGUCCAUCAAAUGUAUAUUUUUGAGAUAAAAAAUAGAUUGCCUUUUUUUAAACAUUCCGCAUUUAUUCCCAUGCAGUUCUCUUCUAAUUUCCAGUUUCGUGAAUUGUUUCAACUUACAACGGAUAUUUUUCCUUUUCAUAGAAUCCUAAGAAAUAGAAGAGAAAAUAAUUCAUCAUUGAUUUGCAAUUUUAUACAAACUGCGUAUAAUUUAUUAUCUGACCGAGGAAAGUGUAAUCGUAUUAUUUCUUUAAUAUAUUUUGAAAUUCAAUAAAAUCUUCUGCAUGAGCAGUUCAAAAUGGGCUCUCGCCUGUAUGUAUUUAUGUAGUUGUCUUCUCAGUAUUGAUGAUCAUCUAUAUUUAAUAUGUAAUUUAACGUGCCUGUCAUCCACCAUUCGAUAAUAUCAGAACUUGCUAUGUGUUAGUUUAGAUGUGAUUUGAACACGUUUUUGUUUAAUAUCUAGCUCAAGGCAUGAGACACAGAGUGUCUUAAAGUGUCCAGUUAAGGUAAAUGAAUUUUAUUUCUCAAUGUAGGACAAUAUUCUAGCAAUUAAUACUUUUUGUUUGUGGAAACAUCACGUAAAUUUAUUACUUUACGGAGUGUGUCCACAAACAAAAAGUAUUAUAUGUUUUAUCACCAUGCAAACAUACAAAGAACUUAUUCUAGCAAUUAUUUAGCACUUAUUUAACGAAUCGCAUAAAUAAAUGCUAUAUCACACUUUAUGUAACACCUCAUUAAAUUGUGGUCAUUUAAUUGGCUGAUUAUGAUCACGUGAUAAGUAAUUAACUUUCUAUUUUGUUACCGUGCAAUAGUACAAAAACUAUUGCACGUGUACGCGUGCCAUCAGGGACGUCGUUGAAACUAGCGAAAUUUUAAACAAGAGUCACAAAACUGGGUGUUUUAUCAGCCUCGUACCCAGGCGCAAAUAACGUACUAAAAAUAGCAACACUACAGUGUUUUUAUAUAGAUCGGUGGCUAAGACGAGCGAGCACGCGGGGGUGAAACACGGUAGUGUUGCUAUUUUUAGUACGUUAUUUGUGCCUGGGUACGAGGCUGGUGUUUUAUAUGUUUUGCAUGUCAUUACUAACAGCAUUCCCUGAUUUCAAACGAUUAAUUCAUCUUGAUAAGAUCAAAAUUGCUGAUAUCAGCAUUAUUUCGGGGCGAUCUCAAAAAUGUGUUUUUGAAAAAAUUGAGGUAAAAAUGCUUGGUAAAAAUAGAAAACGGGAUACUUCACAGCCAUAAACGAUUUGGAGAUUUGGUCUCAACUCGCUCUUUUUUAGAAUUUUAAAUUUUUGCCCCCCCCCCCAAUACCCGCGUUCCCUUUCUUUGACUGAAUUAAGAUUACGAUGCCCCAUAUUGAAUUCUGUGGCCGUACUGUGAGAAAACACCAGGGGACUAGGCGCUCAGAGGGAUCCAGAGCUGGACGAACGUUUCGCGAGGCCCGUGGCAUAUCCAAAUGAUACACAAAAAGCAAAUGAUCCAAAUGAUCCACAAAAAGCAAAUGAUCCGAAUGAUCCACAAAAAGCAAAUGAUCCAAAUGAUCUACAAAAAGCAAAUGAUCCAAAGGAUCCACAAAAAGCAAAUGAUCCAAAUGAUCCACAAAAAACAAACGAUCCAAAUGAUUCACAAAAAGCAAAUGAUCCAAAUGAUCUACAAAAGCAAAUGAUCCAAAUGAUCUACAAAAACAAAUGA
This is a messenger RNA of Paramuricea clavata, 9958 nucleotides long. The record is from the annotation of a GenBank genome assembly. Lineage: Eukaryota; Metazoa; Cnidaria; Anthozoa; Malacalcyonacea; Plexauridae.